This is a messenger RNA of Funneliformis mosseae, 357 nucleotides long. The record is from the annotation of a GenBank genome assembly. Lineage: Eukaryota; Fungi; Glomeromycota; Glomeromycetes; Glomerales; Glomeraceae.
AGAAAAAGAGGUCUAAAAGCAAAAGUUAUUGUUAAUACUAGAAUAGAGAAAUAUUCAGAAAAAAAUCCAAGUCUUCCUAAUAUUGAACUUGCACAACAAUUUUGUAUUAGAAAGUUAAUAGUUACUGAUAUUUUGAACGAAAAAGAGCGUUGGCUUACAAUUUUAGAAGGGCAAGGAAAUGUUAAAAAAUUUUGUGAUCCAAAGUGGCCUCAACUUGAGGAAUUUAAGAAGCAAGGUGAAACUGCAAGUACACCUUCUACUGAGUCAAUAGCAAAUAAUCAUAUUGCUUUACAACAACUUCUUGCGUCUUAUAAUUCUGAAAAUAUUUGGAAUAGUGAUGAAACUAGCCUUUUCUGA